Molecule: messenger RNA, 684 nt
Organism: Babjeviella inositovora NRRL Y-12698
Lineage: Eukaryota; Fungi; Ascomycota; Pichiomycetes; Serinales
Gene: SLD5
Product: DNA replication protein
Exons: 2
Coding region: 1-684 (227 amino acids)
Biological process (GO): double-strand break repair via break-induced replication; DNA-templated DNA replication
Cellular component (GO): GINS complex
Source: RefSeq, a predicted model, not a curated record
AUGGACGAGUUCAACGACAUCCUCAACGAGUGGGUGGAGAACCGGACCUCAGAAUCUGGCUACAACAUCCAACAGGCUAAGCAGGACGACCUCACGCGGUUGAUGCAGCUGGUGGUGAACGAGCGGAUGGCGCCGGACGUUUUAGAGUAUGAGGAGGAGUUACUCGAACGAAUUUUGGCGCGGACUCGUCUGCAGAUUGAGUUUAUCGAGAUCAACUCGUUGGAGCUCCAGCUUGAGAAGGACAUCAAGCUUCAACUCAUGAUUGUGGAGCUGGAGUUGGAGCGAGUUAAUUAUUUGAUUCGGACAUAUUUGCGCACCCGGCUCUCUAAAAUAGACAAAUUUACCGUGUACAUCACGAAAAAUGGUGACAUGGUCAAGCGCCUUUCGCCAUCUGAGGUCUCUUACAUGAGAAAGCAUUUUGAAAUUUUGACGACAUUGUAUAAAAAACAGUUCCUUUCCAGGUUGCCAGAACUGUUACAGUUGCUUGAUGAUACCGGUGGUGGAAUAUCCAUGAUCGAGGAGCCCGAUCUUGACAAACCCGUGUUUGUGAAGGUGGUCAAAACGAUCAGUCACAGCAUUGACGUGAAUAACGAAGAGGUGGAGCUUCUCCAGGACGGGAUCUACGUCUUGCGGUAUAGCGCUAUCCGACUGUACAUUAUGAUCGGGGACAUCAAGUUGAUUUAG